AUGCAGUACUACAGUGAACUGGAAUUGCAGGGCGCCAUGAUUGCCAUCGCAGGCCUGGGCCAGCUCUCAGCCUCACAGCAGCGCAUGUGCGACGACCUCCUGCAGGCCCUCAUCCCGCGCAACUACCCCGUCGACCCCGAAACUCUCGACAACGUCCGCCGUGAAUUCUGGAACCGCGUCUUCGCCAAGGGCUGGACGACGAACAAGGAAAACAAGGCCCCGGGCCAGCUCCCCAAGCGCACCAACGACGAGGCCUCCCUCACCAUCGGCACCCUCAACCAAGAUGUGCCCAAGAACGGCAGCGUCCCGGGAUACCGCCGCGCCGGCCAAUCCGUCCUGCUGAAGGUCAGCAUGAAGGUCGGCGAUCGCUGGGAGGACGUCGAUGCCAGUUUCUUCUGGGUCGAUCAGCAGGGUCACCGCGGCUCCGAGCUCUCCAACGCUUCGAUCGAUAUCGAGGGCGACCUCACUCUCGAGGAGGCCUCGGUCGAGGUCGGAAUGCACUACGACACCAACGAGAAGGAGCGCGUCGGCGGCUGGAACUGGGACAAGGUCGUCUACUGGGGCCGCCUGCGUCUCCUCAACUUGGCUCUGCAGCUUAGAGUCGCCAACACCGAGGAUACGAGUGAACUGAAGCAGGUUCGGCUGGUCGAGGAGCAUUGGUUGGAGAAGGAGGAGCUUCGAAAAAACUUCUUGGUCCACGAGCAGCUUUUGAGGGGUGAUUAA
Molecule: messenger RNA, 723 nt
Organism: Colletotrichum abscissum
Lineage: Eukaryota; Fungi; Ascomycota; Sordariomycetes; Glomerellales; Glomerellaceae
Exons: 1
Coding region: 1-723 (240 amino acids)
Source: RefSeq, a predicted model, not a curated record